Molecule: messenger RNA, 836 nt
Organism: Carassius auratus (goldfish)
Lineage: Eukaryota; Metazoa; Chordata; Actinopteri; Cypriniformes; Cyprinidae
Product: plasmolipin-like
Exons: 5
Coding region: 100-627 (175 amino acids)
Biological process (GO): myelination
Cellular component (GO): membrane
Molecular function (GO): structural constituent of myelin sheath
Source: RefSeq, a predicted model, not a curated record
UUACUUCAGGUCACUUUAGACAAGUGGUCAGCAACUACAGUACGAAAAUGACUGUUGUGAAGUGACAUUUUUAUGUAAUCAACGUUAUACUGAGAAGAAAUGGCGGAUUUUCCUGGGAAAGUCAACACUCAGACCAGAUCCAGUGAACCUCACAGAAGUUAUGGAAGCACACUAAUGGCAGACAUGGACUUCAUCAGAAGUAUUCCUGGUAUCCUACUUAUAGCUGAGAUUUUUGUUGGAUUACUGGUGUGGUCGCUGAUCGCCAGCACCAUCUUCACUUCAAAUUCUGCUUAUGUUUGGGUGAUGAUUGUCAGCAUGACGCUGUGGCUCCUGAGCAUUGCCCUGUUUGUUGUGCUGUUGUUGAGGUUUUAUCAGAGUCUACCCUCAGUGCCCUGGCCUUUAGUGCUCAUGGUGUUCUAUGUGGUCGCAUCUGUUCUAUACGUAACUGCCUUUUUGGCUGAUGCAGCAUCUGUCCCAGCCCAGACGGAUAUCUGGCAUGGUCAUCUGGGAGCUUCUGCAUUCUUUGCCAUUGUGGUGACUCUGUUAUACGGAGCUAGCAGCUACUUAGCCUAUUUGGACUGGAGGGGUGAAGGGCAAAAUGCAGCGGCGAGUACAGUGCCUGUGUAGACCAUCCUCUGAUUAACAUUCUCUGUCACUAUGUGAGGAGACUUAGACUUGAGAUAUUACUCAGAUUUUUUGGCACUGCUGAAAAUCCUCCUUAGGAACGUCCAACAACCCUUCUGUAUAAUGGUGCCCAACAAAGUUGCUUGCUGGUUAAUAACAUGAACAUUGUGUGUAUGCUUAUGUGCAUCAGGCGUGGGGUCAGUAAGAUUUUU